Messenger RNA from Suricata suricatta (meerkat), 665 nucleotides. It is a transcript of the gene MYL11, whose product is annotated as myosin light chain, phosphorylatable, fast skeletal muscle. NCBI's taxonomy places the organism in Eukaryota, Metazoa, Chordata, Mammalia, Carnivora, Herpestidae. Gene Ontology annotation, biological process: skeletal muscle tissue development. The transcript is spliced from 8 exons. The record is from RefSeq and is a predicted model, not a curated record. Gene Ontology annotation, molecular function: calcium ion binding. Gene Ontology annotation, cellular component: cytoplasm. Bases 16 to 573 code for a protein of 185 amino acids.
GUAAAGAGGGAGCCAAUGAAAAGGCCAGAGCCACUGCCUUGCCCCCAGGAGACCGAAGACAUGGCACCCAAGAAGGCCAAGAGAAGGGCAGCGGCAGAGGGCGGAAGCUCCAAUGUCUUCUCCAUGUUUGACCAGACUCAGAUCCAAGAGUUCAAGGAGGCCUUCACGGUAAUCGACCAGAACCGUGAUGGCAUUAUCGACAAGGAAGAUCUGAGGGACACCUUCGCAGCCAUGGGGCGCCUCAAUGUGAAGAAUGAGGAGCUAGAUGCCAUGAUGAAGGAAGCCAGUGGUCCCAUCAACUUCACCGUCUUCCUGACCAUGUUUGGAGAGAAGCUCAAAGGUGCUGACCCUGAGGAUGUGAUCACCGGAGCCUUCAAGGUCCUGGACCCUGAGGGGAAGGGCACCAUCAAGAAGCAGUUCCUGGAGGAGCUGCUUACCACGCAGUGCGACCGCUUCACCCCGGAAGAGAUCAAAAACAUGUGGGCAGCGUUCCCCCCCGACGUAGGAGGCAAUGUAGACUAUAAGAACAUCUGCUACGUCAUCACGCACGGCGACGCCAAGGACCAGGAGUAGGGGACCCUCUUAGGCCUCUGCUGGCCAAUGCCUCCUGCCAGUCCAACCCCCACCCCGACUACUAAUAAAACUCAACUGGUCUUUGUUUCUUA